UUUCAACGCGGUUGGUUGUGUCGUGUUUCGGAAAAAUAACGUUAUCGCGCGGAGAAAAAUGAUAAAUCACACAUUCAAUUAAAUGUGUUUUUUAAUAGCGCGUCUCUAUCAAAGCCAUGUUAUUCGUAUUACAAUAUUUGCAUAGCGGAAAAAAAGUGUAUAAUGUUCAAACUUUUAUUGAGUGAAUCUAAAAACGUAUUUCAAUAAAUUAUAUUUAAAAUUAACUAAUUAUUUUAUAACGUAUUCAAUAUAUUAUAACAUAAACGUGAUACUAUUCGAAUAAUAUUGUUAUGUGUAAAUUACAUAACAUGUAAGUAGAGCAUUACGAUAUACAAUACCUAAUUAUAUUGAAAUAGAAAUGUUAGAUAAAAGUAAAACUGAAACAAAAGUGUCGAUUUGUUGUACGGCGUGCGCUAGUGUGUUCAUAAUGUGAGCAGACAUGUGCUCCGUCAAGUGGAUACGAUUGUUCGUGAUGCUGGCAGCUUGCUGGGCGCAAGAGGGCGAGUGGAGCGAGGACGCUGAAGAUUUGGUGUCUACAGUCGAAGUGGAUGCAGUCCUGGGGCGCACGGCAUCACUCCCCUGUGACGUCACGCCCGACACGAAUGAAGACCGCGUGUACAUGGUGUUGUGGUUCAGAGCCGGGAAAAGCACAGGAGGAAAACCUAUAUACAGUUUCGACGUCCGCGGGCGAUCUUUCAACAAGGCACUGCAGUGGUCUGACCCGAAUGUCUUCGGUCCACGUGCGUACUUCGCGACUGUCGCCCGUCCUGCCUCCCUUACUCUUGACACCGUUCAACUUGACGACGAAGGCGUGUAUCGUUGCAGAGUUGAUUUCAAGAAUUCACCGACCCGAAAUUUUCAGAUCCGAUUAUCUGUCAUAGUUCCUCCACACCAACUAAUAUUGUACGACAAGUCGGGGCGCGACGUUUCCGGAGUGGUGGGCCCUCUCGAGGAGGGCAACGAGCUCGUUCUCGUUUGUGAGGUCAGGGGAGGACGUCCAGCGCCAACAGUAAUAUGGCUAAUUGAUGGCACGCCUGCGCCCCAAUACAUAGGAGAGAAAACUGAUACCCACGUAGUCGUAAAUAAACUGGAGCUACCCCACGUCAAGAGAAGUCAUUUAAACACAACAUUCAAGUGCCGAGCAUCGAACACCAACCUCGUCAGCCCACAAGAGAAGACCGUCAGAUUGGAAAUGAAUCUGAAACCGACGUUAGUCCAGAUACAGAACAAGCCCGUGACGUUAUCUUCUGAGCGGUACGUCAGCUUAUCGUGUGUGUCAGAGGGGAGCCGCCCCCCGGCUCAGCUGACCUGGUUCAAGGACAAUAGGAAAUUUAAAAGGGGAAAAAUAACAGAUGCAAUGAACGACACGUGGGUGAGCAGUUCCCUGCAAUUCAUGCCUCAGCCCGACGACGACGGCGUGCAAAUUAAAUGCCAAGCGGACAACAACGCUAUGCCCGGACAGAGCAUUGAAGAUUCCUUCAAGUUGGAUGUUGUCUAUCCGCCUGUAGUAUCUUUGUCGCUAGGCAGCACCCUCAACCCUAAUGACAUCAAAGAAGGUGACGACGUUUACUUCGAGUGUUCCGUACGUGCGAACCCAAAGGAACAUCGCAUAUCUUGGUAUCACAAUGACAAACCAGUGCUUCACAACGUGGUUUCCGGUAUUAUAGUUAGCACGAAGUCACUCGUGCUACAGAAGGUGACGAGAGAACACAGCGGGGAUUACACCUGUCGCGCCAACAAUGCCCUCGGGGAAACUGCUAGUCAGGCUACCCAUCUCAGCAUACAAUUUGCGCCAGUGUGCAUGCAUUCCACGCCUCAAGUUUUGGGCGCGCAAUUAGACGAAGCCUUGCGAGUAAGUUGCUCCGUAACGGCAAAUCCGCCUGACGUCACAUUCUUUUGGCAGUUCAACAAUAGCGGCGAAAGUCUGGAUGUUUCACCGACAAAAUAUGGUACAGCUAACGGCAGCACGAGUGAACUUAGCUACAAGCCACAAAGCGAACGAGACUAUGGCGCUUUAAGUUGUCGUGGUACCAACAGUGUCGGCAGGCAACUAGAGCCUUGUGUCUUCCAAAUCGUCCCGGCUUCUCGCCCCGCGCCCCCUCGAAACUGCUCCCUGCAAGCGGGUAGCAAUAAUACCGAGGGUGUCAGUUGGUUGAUUGUGCGUUGCGUGUCUGGCUACGACGGCGGUCUGCCACAGACGUUCGUCCUGGAAGCUCUAGAUCCCAUCACUAGCAAGAUUAAGUUCAAUAGCAGUGUUAACGAAACAGAUGGCUUGGCUACCUUCAAAUUAGAUCUCUCACAGAUAUCAGCUGGAGACGUUGAGGGCGCGACGUUUAAUCUACUUAUUUAUGCAAAAAAUCUCAAGGGAGACUCGGAGAAAACUCUGCUUGAAAAUAUUGCUUUCAACGACGCCGCUAGGAGAACGGAUGGCAAAAGUUCGAUUGGCGGAAUAACGCUGGGCGUAGUAGUAGCUGCUAUACUGGGAGCAGCUCUCGCCAUUGGUGGAAUAGCUUUUGCAGCACUUUGCGCUAGAAGAAGAAGGGCGCAUCCACCGCAUAAACAUCCACCAGGUGAUAUGUUAGAACUGAGCGACGGCUGCCGAAGAUACGUAGUGGCGUAUACUAUUAAACCAUCUCCAGAACAAAAAACGCCAGAUCCACAACCAGAUAUACUGAAUGCACCAGAUGGUGAAAGUCAGAAAGGACCACCAGCGACUGUCGAGGCGGAUGAGUGGCCGAGUAUAAUGGACAAUAGAGGAGAUUGGAGCAAAAAUGGGGCCGUGUUCUCAGCGGAAGAUCUUGCUCUCUUAGAUUCCACCGGACGACCAACACAGCUCGCUUCUGGUGACAUGGCUAACAUAAGACAAGAAGACGCUAUCAACCAAAACUUGUCGCAGUCAAUAUUAACGAGUAACUUUAGACCGAACUUCAUAGUGACUAAUAGUCCAACUUUAGGAAGUCCGAACUUUGUCUGUCCUAAUGGUAAUGUGGGGUCUCCAUUCGGCAGUCAGACCUUAGCUCUUAGUGGCCCAACUUUAAGUUCUGGAAGCUUGGCCACGUCGACAUUGCACAGAACGAAAGGUAAAAGUAACGUGCGAAGAAGGGAACAUGUUCUAGCUGAGAAUUUACCCGGCCCAGAAAGUUGUGUGUAAAGGAAAAAGUAUUUAUUUGAUACU
Vanessa tameamea is the source of this 3175-nucleotide messenger RNA. RefSeq names its product synaptogenesis protein syg-2-like. NCBI's taxonomy places the organism in Eukaryota, Metazoa, Arthropoda, Insecta, Lepidoptera, Nymphalidae. The transcript has 18 exons. Bases 440 to 3151 code for a protein of 903 amino acids. The record is from RefSeq and is a predicted model, not a curated record.